AUGAACAAAUGGGUGAUUGUAAAUUUUCACCUGGGACAUAUGGGGAAUGUCUGCUUAAUGGUGGAUACUAUUAAUCUCCCACCAACAUUAGGUGACAUGGCUGAGUUUUUCAAUAGUCUUCUUGGGUAUAUGCUUGACAGCAAAUGCAAAAACAUGCCUCUGGACCUUGUUUUCAUCAUUGACAGCUCACGAAGUGUGCGUCCUACUGAUUAUGAGAAAGUAAAAGAGUUUGUUAUCAACAUUCUCUCAUUUCUGGAUGUUGGAUUGGAUGCUACCAGAGUAGGCCUCAUCCAAUAUGGCAGCACAGUUCAACAUGAAUUUUCUCUGAAGACCUACAUGAAAAAGGCUGACAUACACAGGGCAGUUAGGGGAAUGACUCAUAUGGCUUCUGGCACAAUGACUGGAUUGGCUCUACAGUACAUAAGGAAUGUUGCAUUCACAGAAGCUGAGGGAGCCCGUCCAUUAGAUAUGCAUGUCCCAAGGGUUGCAAUGAUAGUAACAGAUGGAAGGCCUCAGGACACAGUAGAAGAAAUAGCAGCAAAGACCCGAAACUCUGGCAUUAUAAUAUUUGCCAUUGGUGUUGGAAGAGUGGACAUGAAGACACUGAAGGCUAUCGGGAGUGAACCCCAUGAGGACCAUGUUUCCUUAGUGGCCAAUUUCAGCCAGAUUGAAACACUUAUCUCAGUGUUCCAGACAAAAUUUUGUGGUGCUCAGCUGUGCAGUGUACUGGAUCAUGGAUGUACCCAUACUUGCAUCAAUACUCCAGGUUCCUAUGUCUGCAGAUGUAGAAGAGGAUACAGUUUGAAUCCAGACAAAAGGACUUGCAGUACUGAAGACCUUUGUGCAGUGAUGAAUCAUGGCUGUGAGCACAUCUGUAGAAAUGUACCUGGGUCAUAUCUGUGCGCAUGUCAUCUAGAAUUCCAGCUGAAUGAAGACGGCAAGACAUGCAGAAGAAUUGAUUACUGUGCCUUAGGUACUCAUGGCUGUGAACAUGAAUGUGUUAGCACUGAAAAUUCAUACAUCUGCAGAUGCCAAAGUGGGUACAGUCUUAAUCCAGACAAAAGGACAUGUAAAAAAAUUGACUACUGUGCAUUAGGUGGCCAUGGCUGCGAGCAUGAGUGUGUUAACACUGAAGAUUCAUACAUGUGCAGGUGUCGAAGAGGGUUCACUCUUAAUGUAGACAGAAAGACUUGCAAAAAAACUGACUACUGUGCUUCGGGGGUCCAUAGCUGUGAGCAGGAGUGUGUUAACACCGAAGAUUCCUACAUUUGUAGGUGUCGACGAGGUUUUACUCUUAAUACAGAUCAGAAGACAUGCAGAAAAAUUGACUACUGUGCAUUAGGUGGCCAUGGCUGUGAACAUGAGUGUAUUAACACUGAAGAUUCAUAUAUGUGUAGAUGUCAAAGAGGAUUCACUCUUAAUGUAGACAGAAAGACUUGUAAAAAAAUAGACUACUGUGCAUUGGGCAAUCAUGGCUGUGAGCAUGAAUGCGUUAACACUGAAAACUUCCACGUAUGUCGUUGUGACAAAGGGUACACACUCAACCCCGAUGGGAAAACCUGUAGAAGUCUGGACAUCUGUAGUACCGUUAGACAUGGCUGUGAGCAUGUGUGCGUCAAUACUGGGGAGACAUACAUCUGCAAGUGCAAUGAAGGUUACAUUCUAGGAGAUGAUGGAAAACGCUGUAAAAGGUGUGGUGAAGGCAUGCUUGAUCUUGUAUUUGUAAUCGAUGGAUCCAAAAGUCUUGGCCCACAUAACUUUGAAGUUGUAAAGCAGUUUGUCAAAGGACUUGUGAGUUCUUUGGAGAUUUCCCAGAUGGCUACCCAAGUUGGUCUGGUACAGUACUCAACCAAAGUCCAGGCAGAAUUUACUUUAGGAAACUACAGUUCUGGGAAGGAUGUCAGUGAAGCAGUAUCCAAAGUGAAGUACAUGGGUAAAGGUUCCAUGACUGGGAAGGCCUUAAAAUACAUGGUGGAAAAAAGCUUCUCUGAAGAAGAAGGUGCAAGGCCUCAGUCAUCAAAUGCAUCAAAGGUGGCUGUUGUGUUUACUGACGGACGUGCUCAGGAUGAUGUGUCUCGAUGGGCUACUAAGGCAAAACAGAAUGGAAUCACUAUUUAUGCUGUAGGAGUUGGGAAGGCAAUUGAAGAAGAGUUGAAAGAAAUCGCCUCAGAGCCACAAGCUAAACACCUGUACUAUGCUGAAGAUUUCAGUACAAUGGAUGAGAUUGCUGAAAAACUGAAGACAAGGAUUUGUCAAGAAAAACCUUCCACUGAAGAUCAGUGCAAGUGUGAGAAUAUUGUUGCAUUUCAGACCUCGGUGAAUGCAGCGCUGAAGAUAUUAUCACAGAAAUAUAUCCUUUUAUAA
Messenger RNA from Protopterus annectens (West African lungfish), 2364 nucleotides. It is a transcript of the gene MATN2, whose product is annotated as matrilin 2. The transcript is spliced from 13 exons. Gene Ontology annotation, molecular function: calcium ion binding. The record is from RefSeq and is a predicted model, not a curated record. Bases 1 to 2364 code for a protein of 787 amino acids. NCBI's taxonomy places the organism in Eukaryota, Metazoa, Chordata, Ceratodontiformes, Protopteridae.